UUACAUUUUGUCACGUUUUGUUCUUUAUUUACUUUUCGUCACGUUUUGUUGUUCAUAGUAAUGAAUGGAGCCAAAGGGGCACAUCCAGUUCUUAUAAUACAUACAUGACAAGACCUCACUCUGUCACAAGUAUCCAUUCUUACACACACACACGAGUCACAGUUGAGCUCACACUGUCAUUUCACUCACUCAUAGCAACUGAGACUUUAGUAAAUCUGUUUCAGGGUUCGUAAAAGUGGUUUACACUUCCAGGCCACCGUAUGUUAGUGUGUGUGUGUGUGUGUGUGUGUGUGUGUGUGUGAGAGAGAGAGAUAGUGUGUGUGUCAUGAGGAUGAUCAUCAUGUGAUCAGCUGAUUCUGUGUUAAACCACUUCAUCACUUCAGCCUGAACACACACACACGCGUCAUGGACAGAAAGCUGGACCUGUCUCGUUUGACGGACGAUGAAGCCAAACACGUGUGGGACGUGAUUCAGCGAGAUUUUAACCUGCGCAAGAAAGAGGAGGAGAGACUCGGAGAUUUAAAGACAAAGAUAGAGAAGGAGGACACGAAGCGCGAGCUGCUGACGGUUCAGAGUAAACUGUCGGCGUGUGUGUGCGUGUGUUGUCUUCAGCCCUUUAAGUUCCUGCUCAACAGUAAGCGCUUGUGUCUGGACUGUCACAUGUUCACCUGUAAAACCUGCAGCCGCUACAACAAGAAGGAGCACGGCUGGGUGUGUGACAACUGCCGCAUGACCAGAGUGUUGAAGAUCGGCACUGCAGGCUGGUACCAUGACAACGUCAGAAACAGGUUCAAACGCUUUGGCAGUGCAAAGGUCAUGAGGUCACUGUACAAGAGGCUCAACGGAGAGGGUGGUCGUGAUGACGACACUCAGAGUAUGCCUGACGUGCGCAACUACAUGUAUAACGCUAACGAGGACGAGCAUGGAGACGUCGAGGCUCAGCGAUAUAAAGGGAUGAGGAAGAGUAAACGACUGUUGUCAGUUCAUCCUCUUGACUUUGACCCAGAAGAAUAUUCCUCUCACUCGCGACGAGCCUCUAUACAGAUGCAGGAGGAUCGUUUUUACAGGAAUGAUGUGGAUUAUGACGUUUACACCCAACGCAUGAACCGCAGGAAGAGUCUGGACCGCUACGCCAUGAGGCCCGAGGAGUACGUCGACAGCCGGAUGGUUCGGACUCGCUCUCUCUCUAAGAUCAGUUCUUCGGUUGCUCGGCAACAGUACGUGGACACGUCUGACGAGGACGAGUUCCCGCGGUAUCCACUCGUCUACCAACCACCGCCGCUGCCGCCGCACCGUCGCCGGAACAGCAGGACGUCUUCUCAGGAGAAUCUGGGACAAGCUCCGCCUAUUAAUGAGCUGAACAAACGUAUGUUGGCCAUCGAGAGUCUGCUGAGUCGUCUGGAGGAGAAGAUGACACCAGGUGAUGAGGCGUUGACGCCGUCGGCUCAGAACGAGGAGGAAAAGCUGAGGAGGAAACUGAGCGAGUUAGCGGGAAACCUGAGCGAUAAAGGCGUGUCUUCAGAGGACGAGGGCGGGAAGAAGACAUCUGUGGACAAAGGUCCAGGACCAGUGGUCACUCUGGACUCUCUAAAGGACAAAGAGCUGAGCUCGUCCAGUGACGAGGUGCCCACCGAGGCUCAGAAGAGAUCCAGUGCCUCCGCCCUCUGUGACCUCACCACUGAGGUCCUCAGAACCAUUAACGCCACAGAAAACGCCAUGGUCGCGUUCGGCCUCUCUGAACCGAGCCCACGCUCAAACAUAGGGGGCGCUGAUGUAAAGCAAGUGGACGAUGCGUUCAGGGAACUUGAGAAAAACGUGUACGUCACCGCAGGUCAAUCGUACGAACUAGAGAGCAAACUUCGUAAACUGGAGCAAAAUGCCAGAAACCGCUUCGGGGGGACGACGGACUCUGAGCUGUCGGAGCUGGAGGACGUGGUGGCGCUGACGGCCGCCAGAGUCCAGAGUGCUGAGAGCGAGGUUUCUGACAUAGAGAGUAAACUUGCUGCUCUCAGUGCUGCAGGCUCCAAGAAGAAGGUUUCUGUGUCUCAGAGGAAAAAGUCCACACAGGAUUUACUGAAAACUAAUGGAGCUCAGUGGAAGAACAACAUGUACUGAACCAAAGACCCAGAAACCUGAGACCAGAGAGCCGGACAACCUGAGACCAAAGACCCAGAAACCUGAGACCAGAGAGCCGGACAACCUGAGACCAAAGACCCAGAAACCUGAGACCAGAGAGCCGGACAACCUGAGACCAAAGACCCAGAAACCUGAGACCAGAGAGCCGGACAACCUGAGACCAAAGACCCGAAAUCUGAGACCAAAGACCCAGAAAUCUGAGACCUGAGAGCCGGACAACUUGAGACCAAAGACCCAGAAACCUGAGACCAAAGACCCAGAAACCUGAGACCAGAGAGCCAGAAACCUGAGACCAGAGACCUAGAAACCUGAGACCAGAGACCCAAAAAAAAUGAGACCAGAGACCCAGAAACCAUAGACCAGGGAGCUGGACAACCUGAGACCAGAGACUCAAAAACCCAAGACAUUAAUAGACCAUAACCCUUAAAUCAAACAUCAAAAGAACCUGAAACUUGAGGCACAAAAAUCCUGAGACCCUACCAUUCAAACCAAGAAUCAAAGUUAAUUUAGUUAAUCCAGAGGUUUAGUUAAUCCAGAGGUUUAGUUAGACCAGGUUUAGUUAAUACAGAGGUGUUUAAAUGUUUAAAAUUAAUAUAAUAUUAUUAGCUAAAAUACUAAUACAUGUUUUUAAAAAAAACAUAUUAAGAAAACAAAUAUAACAAAAAAGUUAAAAAAAACUGAUAAUAAACAUUUAUGAGGAAAAAAAAUAUUAAAAUACAUCAAAAUAUUUAAAUAAAACAUUAAAAAUAUUCUUCAAUAGUUUAUUUAAAAAACUUAUUUCAUCGAAGUUAAAGAAAUCUGUUUAUUAAACAUGAAUAAAAACAUACAUGUAUUGAUUAUUGAUUAUAGGCUGGAUGUUAUAGAUCAUUAUUUAGUUUAUUUGACUUAUUGAUUAGAAAUGGAAUUUAAAUUGAUGAUCACUGAUCAUUUGUCUGACACUGUUUGGAUUCAGAUCAAUAAACUAUUAAAAUAAUUGA
Messenger RNA from Solea senegalensis (Senegalese sole), 3113 nucleotides. It is a transcript of the gene mlpha, whose product is annotated as melanophilin a. Bases 406 to 2115 code for a protein of 569 amino acids. Gene Ontology annotation, cellular component: cortical actin cytoskeleton. Gene Ontology annotation, biological process: intracellular protein transport. The record is from RefSeq and is a predicted model, not a curated record. Gene Ontology annotation, molecular function: small GTPase binding; actin binding; myosin binding. NCBI's taxonomy places the organism in Eukaryota, Metazoa, Chordata, Actinopteri, Pleuronectiformes, Soleidae. The transcript has 16 exons.